Molecule: messenger RNA, 8224 nt
Organism: Myxocyprinus asiaticus (Chinese sucker)
Lineage: Eukaryota; Metazoa; Chordata; Actinopteri; Cypriniformes; Catostomidae
Product: villin-1-like
Exons: 19
Coding region: 5257-7752 (831 amino acids)
Biological process (GO): actin polymerization or depolymerization; cytoskeleton organization; barbed-end actin filament capping
Cellular component (GO): cytoplasm; actin cytoskeleton; lamellipodium
Molecular function (GO): actin filament binding; phosphatidylinositol-4,5-bisphosphate binding
Source: RefSeq, a predicted model, not a curated record
UUUGCUCUAUUGCUCAGAGUCAUUGAUUGGGGAGGGGGCGAGAUGAGCGACUAAUGCCCGUAAGACAGAUAUGACACACACCUGUAUGCAUAUCACCUGUUCUUGCCAUAUAUGGACCUGAGUGAUUGAAUACAGAGAGAGAGAUAAAAUGCAAGGGUUGUAAAGUAGGGAGAAAGGUAGUUGUACAGUCUCCACUAUUGUCUGUGAUCUGGCAGCACCUUUACCUGGCUGCUUCCUUCUCAAUUUCUCCGGUGGCAGGUGAGUGCCUCUAAUCCCUCUUGCUCUUUUCUUUGCAGAAACAUUUAAUGCUGAGGACAAUAAGACUUUUAGCAUGUCCCAAAACAGCUUUGAACAUGCUCAUCAAAGUGAUUCAUUUACCAAGCUGAUUGUAAAAGUUAUAGGAGAAAUUCGGUAAAAUGCUGCAACAGCACUUGUCCUUUGAAAUGAAGGCAUAACUCUGACUCAACAGAAUAUUAUCCAGCAGUUAUGUCUUAAUUUUUAGCAAGAAUCAUUAUUUACAGGUGCUUUAACAAAUAACAAAGUUUGCUUGAUGUUCAAAUUUGACUUCGUCAGCAAGCGUGUUAGCAGCUUGUUUGCUGUUCUUCAUUUUGAACGGUCAAAGCCAAAAUAAGUAAAUGUCUUCUAACAGCUACACUACCAGUCAAAGGUUUGGACACACUUGACCAAAUGUUUCUUGUGAUCUUAAAAACCUUUUGCACGCUAAUGCUUGAAAUGAGUUUUCCUGACACAAUGCCUAAGCAUUUCUUUACAAAACUUAAAAUAAACUUUAUUUAUUUAUUUUGAAAUGGAUGAGUUGAAGCAGAUUGAGAAGGAAAGUGCUCAGCAUUCAUAGGAACUCCUUCAAUGAAGUUGGUUUAAAUAAUGCCCAAGGUGUGCAGAGCUGUAAUCUAGACAAAGGAUGGCUACUUUGAGGCAUACACUAUAAGAAAGCUUUGAUUUAACAUUUUUGGUCACGCAAUUCCCAUACUUCAGUUUGAGUAAUUUCAUAGUUUUGAUGACUUUAAUUCUAAAAUGGUUGAAAUAAAUAGUAAUAAUAAAGAAUGAAUAGCCAUGUCCAAACAUUUGACUGGUAAUCUAGGUGGCUAAGUUGUGAUCAAGCUUUUAUGUUCAGACUAACCAAAAGGAUAAGAACAGAAUGAAAUAUUUAGCUUAAAUAACUUGUUUGUUUUUUUUGUAUGUGUGUGCCUAUUUUACAUUUUACAUUAUGAGUUUGCAUUACAGAUACAAAAUCUGUUGUACUCAAGUGGAACAACAUGCUUUGCUUUAAAACAUGAUGUUGUGUUGGCAAUGAUGGAGACUAAUGAAGUCUGCAGGAAUACUAUUAAUCAAGGCUAUAGGAAUGGAGGUGGGGUAGUAUAGAUACACAGAUCAGGCGUGUUGUAAUGCCAGGUUACGUAAAAUCCCUGCAUAUUUUACUGUAAUGCUGGAGGGCAGAUAAUUCAUGAUAUGCCUACUGUAAUUAUAACAGUGGUGUAGGACAGUUAAGACAUUAUUGCACUUACAAAGAAACCUUUAGGAUUUAGAUAGGAAAUAUGAACUUUGCACUGGACAGAGGGAUCGUGAUCGGUGACAUGAGUCGUUGCAAUCUGCUUAUGCUAUAGAGACAGCGAUACAACCUCCCAAUAAAACUCGAACAUCCAAUCAAACAAGAGUGAUUGAGUCAUCCGCAUUAUCACACCAUAUCAAAAUCUAUGCUGCAAGUUACUAGGCAAACAUAAAUAAAAAUAGAGAUAAUGAAGCUCAUAAAUUUGGUAUAUGCAAACAAAAAAUUAUUCCUUAGGGGGUGUAUGGGUGUGGGUGUGCAUAUCUAAGGCAUAAUGUACAGUACAGUAUAUAAAAAAAUAACAAUAAACUGACAAGGUGAUCAGGACCCUGAUGUGAAGUUGUGUGUACAUAAUCCGACCUGAUUCUUUUCAAAAAAAUAAAAUUAUAUCAAAUUUCAGUUGAUUUUAGUAGAAAUUUGAUUUGAACUGAACAACUUUAUUAUACGAGAAGAGAGAAACCGCAGAGUAAUGUAUGGAAAUAGGUUGCCCGGGACAAUGUUCAAUUGUUCAUUUACAUUUAUGCAUUUGGCAGAUGCUUUUAUACCAAGCUACAUACUGUACAGCGCAUGAGGUAUCCAUUUCAUCAGUAUGUGUGAUAGGAAUAAAACCCAUGACCAUGCCAUUGCUAGCACCAUGCUAUAGAAGUUGAGCUACAGGAACAGCUGCUAUAUAGUUUCAGUUUAAUCAUCAUUGUUCAAAAAUAUUUGACCAAAAAGCCUCGAUUGACCAAUCAGAACAAGGCAUUCCAGAGAGCCUUAUUCUUUAAAUGAAAAAAGCAAUUAAAAUUAUGACAUGAUCAAAAAAUCUUAUAUAACUACCUCCUCAAAUCCAAACAUUUGCCAUCACACAAGUAUCAGUCAAUGACACCAGGUAGAAAAUUACUAAUAGCAUACAGAUUCAAAACUAAAGACAAUUAUAAUGUAAAGAUAAUAAUAAUCAUAAUAAUUAAGCCCAAUAAAUUUCCUUGAGUUCCAAAAUAAUGCUGCCAAAUAUGUGUUCUUAUCGAAUUUGUGUUUGUAUUGCGUUUUGGUAAUACAAUUAUUGCUGCCUAAAGAAAAGAAAAAAAAAACUAAAUUUUAGGUUCAAUGUGAACAUGUCUUUUAUUAUUUUAUUAUUUAAUCACUUUCGUCUUUGUUUCUUUAAUACAAUGAAAGAUAUACAUUACUGAAUGUGCAGAGUUGCGUUCACAAUGCAUUUUAACCACGAACUGGUCCGUGGAAAUAAAGCGAACUAAACUUACAGCACCUCCUGAGAUGAUCCGAGAUCAUAUGCAGCAUUGUCACAGACAACAUUAUUCUUCCAAACAGUUUUCAGAUGAAUGAAACAGAGAAAAAAGAGUGAAAAUUCUUUACAUGCGCUUGUUCUUUACAUGCACAGGCUCGCACUGCACACCUCAAACAGCAAAUCAGACACGAGCAUUGAGGGAUUUUCUUUUGUCUGCUCUUAAAAAUAUAAUGACGUGUGUUUCUUCAAGGGCAUGUCUUUGCUACCAACAGCAUGUAUUGUCAUGUGUCACUCUGAGAUGUCUUACAGGUUGCCCGCUUGUUGCAGGUAGAUGAGCAAAAUUACCAGCGCAUGAAAUACCUGCAUUUGGAUGAGGAGCUUGCGAACUGGAUUCAGCCUCGCCUUGUCGCGGGUGGUGGGUGCUUGUUUCACACCCUGGCCACUGUUUAAUAUAUCUGGCGACUUCCCAGAUCCAUGGUUUUGCCAUUUCCCGAUAUUGUCUAUCAUCGUCUGUCAAUUGAUUGUCGCAAUCGGCAUCGGGAUCUUUGUAAGAUAUCGUCGAUAACAUCGUCCUAUCGCCUAGCCACCGCUUGCCAGUAUUUCGUCAGAAUGGGGUUAAUUUCAGGGUACCUGAACCUUUGGAAGAAACAUGUUUAAUUUCCUGCUAAUAUCAGAUGCAAGAUGAAUAGCACAUAGAUGUGUGGAUACUAGAGAGGAUAUAGUUGGUAUAUCAACAUGAGAUGAAGCCAUGGCUCAGCUCUGAAAAAGAGACACUACUGUAUAUCUCGCUAAACACAUAGUUUUAGGGCUGUUCGAUUCCAGAAAUUUGGGAAUCGACUUCCUGGUUUUAGAAUCGAUUCCAAGAGUAGAUUCCAGACUCAUUUAUUUGAUUCUUUUUUGAUUACGAAAAAAAAAAACAGGAGGCAAAGUAAAAUCUCAUAAUAAAUAGCUCACUACAAAGCGUUCUUUGCACUGUUUAUAAUAGCAUGAAUGACAUCUACUAUUAAUAGGUCCAUUCUCAAAUUUAAUUAGGGCCUAUAUGCACAUACCAAAGCGCGAUGCUUCAAUCACAUGAGAUAAAUUUGAGGGAAGUUUGAGUAGAUGCGCCUAUAUUUCCAAGAACUACCGAAAAUAUUUUGAAAGCACCAUUUAACCUAUAUUGAAACUGUCUGUUACCACUCGUGAGUUCUUGUUUAGAAAGAGGUUUAAAUUAGAAUAUACAGCAAUUGUCCACUAUCUUUCGUACACUGAACAAAAUGUCCAAACAAUACACUUCAGUUUUAUUAAAAAAUUCACAUUGUUGAACUGGUUUAUUUCUUACAAUAUAUUAAAAAAAUGUAAAUAAAAUGUAUGUAUGUGAUAUAUGUAUUCUUUUUGGAAUCGAUUCCCUACAUAGUUUGCAGUGUAUUUAAACAGCUGGGUAAUGUGCACACAAAAAAGACACAGAGCAAACUUUUAAAAAUUAUUUACAGUUUUCUAUCAUAAACCAUGUCCAACCUUAAAACAUACUAAAAAGUCUGUUAUCUUGUUAUAGUGUAUCAUUCCAAAGAAUAUUAAUAAGGUGAAUAAUAUAAGGGGAUCAGAUAGAAAAUAUAACAUUUUCUGUAUAGUUCCUUAAUUUUUUGAAUAAAUAGCCUUAAAAAAGCUACAUUGUAAGGAUGUAUAAACUAUGUGCUCACUGGAGUAGGCAAAGUUAGGGACUGUGGCCUUUGAUCAUAUCUCAGCCAUAUUGAUUAUAACUCCCUUAUAGGCACAGUAUCUUUUUAAAGAUUUGCAUUAGAUAUAGGACAUGAAUUUUCACUUCCUUUCCUUUGGGUGGCUAUCUAUCUUCCUUCCUCUUAAAGCUUAAAUUUCAGCUUUGUGUCUGGGUUUACUAAUGCAUGAAUUGCAGUGCAAUGAAUGCUGAUAAGGCCAUUCUCAUUUACACCUUUGAAUGACACUGAAAAAGCCUAACAGGCAAGAAAUCAUUAACAGUGAUUUAAUAUAUUAAAGGUAUAGAUCACUGGAAAAUGUUAAUUCUGUGAUUAUUUACUCACCCUAGUGUUGUUCCAACCUCAUAUGCUGUUAAUUUUUCAGUGGAACCAAAAAGGAGAAAUGUUGAAGAAUCUUUAAGCAGCUUUUUUUUCAUACAAUGACAGAUCAUAGUGACCAUGUCUGUUAAGCAUAAAAGCAUUCGCUAGUCUUAUAAACCCAUGUGAUAGCUUUGUGUAAGGAACAGAUCUAAAUUUAAGUCAUUGGUAGCAGCAGUAACAUUAACAGCUUCCAGGUUUGGAAUUACAUUUUUGGUUGAUCUUCAGGCAAGUUUUUCAUGGGCAAGCACCAUUUACAUUUUCUGAAGAAAAUGUAUGUAGUUCUGAUAUGAAAUUCCAGGAAACAAUGUAUGUCAUUGAAUGGAAGUAAUUUUGUUCAUUCUAAACUUACUUCUUUCUUCCAGGUAUUUAAAUUCCCUGAGACUUAAGCUGGCAUCAUGCCACAGGAAAUCAAGACCGAUGUUCCAAAAGUCCUCAAUAAAACCACACCAGGACUUCAGAUAUGGAGAGUGGAGAACAUGGCACUGGUGCCCUGUCCAUCUAAAACAUACGGACAGUUUUAUGAGGGAGACAGCUACAUAAUACUCUAUACUCACAAGACCAGCAACCACUUCUCUUAUGACAUCCAUUAUUGGUUGGGCAAAUGCACCUCCCAGGAUGAGCAGGGAGCAGCAGCAAUAUACACCACCCAGAUGGAUGAGCACCUGGGGGGCGUUGCCGUACAGCAUCGAGAGACCCAGGGCCAAGAGAGUGCCAUUUUCCAAGGAUAUUUCAAACAGGGCAUCAUAUACAAAAAAGGUGGAGUUGCAACUGGGAUGAAACAAGUGGAGACCAACACAUACAACAUUCGAAGGCUGUUGCAUGUGAAGGGAAAUAAGCAUGUAGUUGCAGGAGAGGUGGAAAUGAGCUGGAACAGCUUCAAUCAAGGUGAUGUGUUCUUGCUGGACCUUGGGAGCCUGAUCAUUCAGUGGAAUGGACCCAAAAGUAACCGUAUGGAGAGGUUAAAGGGGAUGAAUCUAGCUAAGGACAUUCGUGAUCGAGAGAGGGGUGGUCGAGCACAAGUAACUGUCGUGGAAGGAGAUGAUGAGAAAUCAUCUGGGGAAGCCAUGAAACUGAUGAAGCAAGCACUGGGAGAGAAAAGAGAUGCCAUCAAAGAUGUCAUCCCCGAUCAAAUUGUUGAUGAGAAAAUGAAGACUGCCAUCAAACUAUUUCAUAUUUCAGAUUCUGAUGGAAACCUUGUAGUACAGGAGGUAGCAGUAAAACCCCUCACUCAAGACCUACUGAAAACUGAGGACUGUUAUCUGCUGGAUCAAGGUGGAUUGAAGAUCUUUGUUUGGAAGGGCAAAAAAGCAUCAAAAACUGAGCGGGCAGAAUCUCUGAAGAAAGCAGAGGCCUACAUAAAGGCAAAAGGCUAUCCUGCAUCCACUUAUGUAGAGACAGUGAGCGAAGGUGCAGAAUCGUCAGUUUUCAAGCAGCUCUUCCAGCGGUGGACGGAGAAGGGACAGACAGUUGGACUGGGCACCACACACAAUCCAGGGAAAAUAGCCAAGGUUGAGCAAAUCAAGUUUGAUGCCACCUCAAUGCAUGCUAGACCUGACUUGGCUGCACAGCAGAAAAUGGUGGACGAUGGAUCAGGCGAAGCUGAGGUAUGGAGGAUAGAGGACAAUGAACUUGUCCCUGUAGAUAGGAAGUGGCUUGGGCACUUCUACGGUGGUGACUGUUACCUUAUUCUCUACAAAUAUGAAGUCAACAGCAAGCUACAGUACAUUCUGUACAUGUGGCAAGGUCGCCAUGCCAGCACAGCAGAGUUGACAGCCUCUGCAUAUCAGGCUGUGAUUCUGGACCAGAAGUACAAUGGAGAACCGGUGCAAGUUCGCGUUCCCAUGGGAAAGGAGCCCAUGCACCUGAUGGCCAUCUUCAAGGGUAAAAUGGUUGUUUAUGAGGAAGGGUCUUCCAGGAAAGGCUCCAACCACACUCAGCCACCAGUAAGACUGUUUCAUUUCCACGGCACAAAUGAGUAUAACACACGUGCCACUGAAGUUCCUCCAAGCUCAUCCUCUCUAAACUCCAAUGAUGUGUUUGUGCUCAGCACAGAGAAGAGCUGCUACCUGUGGUAUGGCAAGGGCUGCAGUGGAGAUGAGAGAGAGAUGGCUAAAACGCUGGCUGACAUCAUCUCCAAGAGGGAGAAGCAAGUUAUUGCAGAAGGUCAGGAACCUGCUGACUUCUGGGUAAACCUUGGUGGAAAGUCCCAGUAUGCCAGCAGCAAAAGACUUCAGGAUGAGAACAGCAAUGUCACGCCACGGUUGUUUGAGUGCUCCAACCAGACUGGUCGCUUUAUAGCAACUGAGAUUGCAAACUUCAAUCAAGAUGACUUGGAUGAAGACGAUGUCAUGUUGCUGGACAUCUGGGAUCAGGUGUUCCUGUGGAUCGGUAAAGGUGCCAACGAUAAGGAGAAGCAAGAGGCAGUGGUUACAGCACAGGAAUAUCUGAAGACCCAUCCUGCAGGACGUGACCUGGAUACACCUAUCUUGGUGGUUAAGCAAGGAUUUGAGCCACCUACCUUUACAGGCUGGUUCCAUGCCUGGGACCCACAAAAGUGGAGUGGUGGGAAAUCCUAUGACCAGCUCAAAUCAGAGCUUGGAGAUGCAACUGAUCUUAUCAAAAUUACUGUGGAUAUGACCCAGCCUAUAACAAACCAAACCAACUCAAAAGACUCUGGAGGCAUGAUGCCACGACCUGUCGCGCAAACCUUUCCUCCUGACAAGCUGGUGAACAUAACAGAGGACCUACCUGAUGGAGUCGAUCCCACAAGAAAAGAGGAUUAUCUCUCAAAUGAUGACUUUGCACUGAUUAUGGGGAUUUCUCGGUUGGAUUUCUAUGCCAUGCCAGCCUGGAAGCAGCUGAACCUGAAGAAAGAAAAGGGCCUGUUUUAGGAAGCGCACAAAUGCAUCUCUGUGCUACAGCACGUGCUUAACUGUCUGAAUGCCAGUAGUGGCGCUGUGCAAAAACUCAACAGUCAGGAUCAUUUCCUUUUAGAUUUUUAGAUUUACAUGUUUACAUAAAAUUACUUUAUUUAAAUAUAUUUUUUGGAAAAGCUAUCAAAUUGGUAGUCAUAUUUAAAGUUGAUGUUAUGGAACUGAAUUAUUUACCUCAAAGUAUAAUUUCAACUGAAUGGAGAAUAUGGAAUAAAUGGGGAAAUUAAGUUUGCAAAUCUGUCUUAUUUACACAGGGAUUUGUAUUGGAUUCGAAAGGAUGGAUAAAGCACUGACCAAAAUCUGUUUUUCUUCAGUUGUUUAAGCACUACAAUAAAAUGUAAUAUUCUACAGUAACUAAGAUAAAGGUUUUGUAUGAGGUUCAUUGAUGCAUAGAGAGCACUGAUAAUAAACUAUACUAUCUAAUUUCUAA